Molecule: messenger RNA, 1351 nt
Organism: Ailuropoda melanoleuca (giant panda)
Lineage: Eukaryota; Metazoa; Chordata; Mammalia; Carnivora; Ursidae
Gene: GARIN6
Product: golgi associated RAB2 interactor family member 6
Exons: 2
Coding region: 167-895 (242 amino acids)
Cellular component (GO): nucleus
Source: RefSeq, a predicted model, not a curated record
AGCAAUUGGUAAUCAGUACCCCCACCCUGUUCUCAAUUGCUCAGAGACAAAAAAGCCUGCAAAGACCACUGCUAACCCACCUGCUAGAGAAACCAGGGAAAUAGGACACCCUGCAAAGUGUGGUAAAGUGUGGAGGACCCCUAGGAGUCCUUGAUAAAAGAUAGCCAUGAACAACCAAUCUAAGUUACCACAUUACACAGCCCAAAGCAGCCCUGCAAUGGGUAUGUUUAAUACCUCCAUGGGAAAGCUGCAGCAACAAUUGUACAAGGGGGAGUAUACUAUAUUCAAGUAUGCCCCAAUGUUUGAGAGUGACUUUAUACAGGUCAGCAAAAAAGGAGAAGUGAUUGACGUGCACAACCGUGCCCAAAUGGUGACUGUGGGCAUUGUUCGCACUAGCCCCCACCUCACACUACCUGAUGUCAUGCUGCUGGCCCGACCAGCUGCUAUCUGUGAUGACUAUAACAGAUAUGGCCCUGCCACGCAGGAAAAAGUUUACAAGCCUACACAGAUCUUAGAGCUAACCAGACUGUUUCCCUUGAAGUUUGUAACAAUAUCUAUCCAUAAUGGUAAAAAACAACAGCUCUGCCUGAAGCUUGCCACUGGCCGCUCUUUUUACCUUCAGUUGUGUCCCCCUUCUAAUACAAAAGAUCUUUUUGUUUAUUGGGAAAACCUUGUUUGCAUUCUGAGACCACCAGUUGAGGCUUACAGAGGUUCCCAGGCCAUCCCAGUUGGAGACACACUGGACAUAACCGGGUUUGAAGAGGAGGACAAGAGCCCAGGGGCAAAUGUCCUUCAUUUCUAUGGAAGGAAUCAAGAUCAAGUUGACAUCAGGAGUCUUCACAUGAACCCUGAAUUGUUUGGGGCCACCCCUUACGGUUAUGCUGGGGAGGAAUGAAUUCAUCGUGCCUCCCACACAUACUGCCUUCAAGAGUUCACACACUUCUGAAGCCACAAAGCCUACAGUAUCAGAUAAAAGGGCAGGGAUGGUGACAGGAGCAGCCGUCACAGAUCCAGGAAGAAGCACAGCUAGAAUGGCCAUAGUGGGAGCAUUCAACAUGUCUUAUUAUUGUUGUUAGCCAGGGCUGCAAGCCCUUCUUCUACUCAGAGGUUACUUCCAACACCUCAGUAGAAGCUACUGGCCUCUUCCCAGAGGGCAACAUAAAUAUGGUGAUUCCAAGAGCAGAAAUACUGCCAAGCCCAUUGCAAAAACAGCUAACAGCUCAGUAUCGGGACCCCUUACUACAACUUCAGAGAGUGAAGGCUACAUGAGUGAACAGGAUGGAAGCCAGAGGUCUCCACCCAGCAGGACUGACUCUUCAGGAAAGAGUUUCAAAGCCCUGUAUUGCACAGA